Molecule: messenger RNA, 1892 nt
Organism: Closterium sp. Naga37s-1
Lineage: Eukaryota; Viridiplantae; Streptophyta; Zygnematophyceae; Desmidiales; Closteriaceae
Source: the annotation of a GenBank genome assembly
AUGUGUCCCGGAAUCCAGGAGGACCGUCGGACUCAGUCGGCUUCGGGACACAACCACGCCAAGAUCAACGCGCCGCGCAUCAUCCCUCGCCACGUCAUCAUGGCGUUCCUCGCCUGCGUGCUGCUACUCACCGCGCUCCUCUCCACCACCGCCAUCGCCACGGCCCUGGAUGGCGAUCAUAGCAGCAAUGUGGUGGCCAAGCGCCGGUCGCGCGUCUCGCCCGAUGCCACAUCAUUCGUCGCAGACCUUCGUCGUCCGUCCGUCGCUCGUCGCCUGAGCGACGGAGUGGCGCGGCCACCCGCGGCGAGCCCGCCGGGCGAUGUGAAGCUCGCACUUUCGCAAUUGGCGGCGCUGGUGGCGCUGACGGGGUGGAAUGCGACGGCCGAGCUGUGCUCCGAGUGGACAGAGACGGGCGGCGUCACGUGCAACGACAGAGGCAUGGUCACCAACAUAGAGCUGCAAGAACCCAUCUCUGCACACACCCUCACCCCGCCUGGACGCCUGCCCGCUGACAUCGCUGCCUUCACCGCCCUCCAAGUCCUGAAGCUAGGCAGCCAGAACCUCUCGGGCCCCAUCCCCAUGGACGCAUUCCGCAACCUCACCUCUCUCCAGGAACUCGAUCUCUCCUCCAACCCUUUGAAUGGCACCAUGGAGUUUCUUGCCUACCUGCCCGCCUUGCAAUACCUCUCCCUCGCAUUCAACUACCUCACUUCAGGGGAGCUCCCUGACUCUCUCUCCGCCCUCACCAGACUCGCCCACCUGUACGUACAGGCCAUCGCGGCUUGCUGGGGCCAUCUCUGCUUCCUUCUGUGCCUCGCCCUCUCUAUGCUUGCUGCAUCGCACCAAGUAGGCACCCGAUGGCCUCACCCCCGCGCGCUCCUCGCCAUUUCCAGCCGACUGGAUGGCUCUCACCAGCCUCAACUCCCUGUGAGCUGCCUCCUUCCUACCCGCCCACCCUGCGUGCCUGCUGCUCGAGUGAUGGCGUCGGGUAACGGCUUCUCGGGCUCCCUCCCCGCCGCCAUCUCCGCCCUCACCGCCCUCUCAGAGCUGUACCAGAUCGUGCCUUACCUCGCCACCAUCUCCGCCCUCACCGCCCUCUCAGAGCUCGUGCUGAGCCACAACGACAUGGAAGGCCCCUUCUCCGCCCCUCUUGCCUCCCUGCCACUCAUGGAGGAGAUGCAGAUGAGCCACAACCGUUUUACAUGGCCCAUCCCAGCGUCAUUCUCAGGCCUUGCUGCCCUCAUCGUUGUGAAUGUGAGCUACAACGAUCUGUCAGGGCCCAUCCCACCAUCCUUCGCAAACCUUCCUGCCAUCGGCGAUGUGGAUAUCAGCCACAACCCCCUCUCUGGCGCUGGCCUGGACGUGCUUGCACGCAUGACCCAAAUGUCCACCCUCUACAUCGGGUCGUGCAACUUCUCAGGCGAAUUCCCUUCUUCUCUCGCACGUCUCCCCCUCUACGAACUCGACAUAUCCAACAACAGCUUCACGGGGCCCUUCCCCUCCGCCAUGCUAUCUGCACCACGCUACAGCCUCCUCAAUCUAUCGGCCAACAACUUCUCGGGCCCGCUGCCCCCACAGCUCACCACGCUCACAACAGUCAACAGCUUGGACAUCUCUCACAAUCAGUUCACUGGAGUUGUGCCCCCUGCCGUCUUCACCCUGCCUUCGCUAAUGUCCCUCUCCCUCGCUCACAACCAGCUUGAGGGCUCCCUGCCUGCAACCAACCUGUCGGAAUACCUCAUCUCUUUCGACAUCAGCAACAACAACUUCAGCGGGCCUCUGCCGGAGUCCAUGACCCGCCUCAUCUUCCUGAAGUCCCUGGGCCUUGGAGGAAACAACUUGACUGGUCCCAUAUCUCCUGUCUUUGGCGUCUUGGACAACCUUUAUUCCUU